Messenger RNA from Fusarium odoratissimum NRRL 54006, 552 nucleotides. RefSeq lists its product as uncharacterized. Bases 1 to 552 code for a protein of 183 amino acids. The record is from RefSeq and is a predicted model, not a curated record. The transcript is spliced from 2 exons. Lineage: Eukaryota; Fungi; Ascomycota; Sordariomycetes; Hypocreales; Nectriaceae.
AUGAACGCCGCCGACCAUGCCCAUUUGGCUGCCAUGGGACUGGCCAUCCCCAGCUCUGAGGCGUCCGCCCUCCCUCUCCCUCUCACUCGCCGACAGGCGAUCCGCGGCCGAGCUACGGCUCUCAGGGUCCAUACCCUGCGGCGUUCUGUGACCCCGACCAGAUACCUACUUCGGCAUAACGGGAUGAGAAUUGCGGGAAGACGCAGGUUCGGGGAGGCCAGGCGUCAGCACAAGUUGAUGCAGAAAUGGCAGAACGACGAGGCAGAGGCAUACCGGCGAAGGGUCGCGGCAUUGGUUGAUGGCCCCAACCCUGUUUGGACCUUUCGGGGUCAUUUACAGUGGUUGCCCGGCUUCCUGGCAAAUGGGGAGGUCCCAUUGCAGGAGCGCAAGAGGGUGGCUAACCAUGCGGAAGACGCGGCCCAUUUUGCUAUCGAGCAAGCAGAGAAGCAUCAUCGCCUUCUCAAGAAGUGGGUAUGGGGUUACAAUACCCUUGCGUCCCGAAGGCAGCAUGAGGGAUACGCUCGGUUGGCACACCGUGCCGCUGUCCAUUAG